This is a messenger RNA of Aspergillus caelatus, 994 nucleotides long. Its product is annotated as arylamine N-acetyltransferase family protein. The transcript is spliced from 2 exons. The record is from RefSeq and is a predicted model, not a curated record. Gene Ontology annotation, molecular function: acetyltransferase activity. The coding region runs from base 48 to 956 and encodes 302 amino acids. NCBI's taxonomy places the organism in Eukaryota, Fungi, Ascomycota, Eurotiomycetes, Eurotiales, Aspergillaceae.
GCCACCUGUUCUGAUUUUAUUUCAUAGAUUUCAUAUCAAAAAUAAGUAUGACAUCCAUCUGUUCAGCCCUCACGGGCGAACAGGUUGACGCCUACUUGGAGCGCAUCCAAUUACCAAAAGCAUACCGUCGCGACAAGUGUCCUGCAUUGGAUGUCUCUUUCCUGUCCAGGCUUCAAGGCUAUCACGUUUCAGCAAUCCCCUACGAAAACCUGGCCCUUCAUUAUGCGAAGGAUACGAAUAUUUCACUAGAUGUGGCAGAGCUACACAAAAAGCUUGUCCAGAGACAUCGCGGUGGUUAUUGUAUGGAAAAUAAUAUAUUAUUCCACCAUGUCCUUCUAUUUUUAGGAUUUAAUGUCUACCUCGCCGGAGCACGGCUCUUUCGAGCUGGGACUGGGAGAUCAGCGGGCUGGUCUGGCUGGGAGCACUCUGUGAAUAUCGUUACCCUUAAGCAGCAAAGAUACCUGGUCGACGUGGGAUAUGGAGGAAAUGGCCCCAGAUCUCCUUUACCAUUAGUCGAGGGUUCUAUCUAUGAGAAUAUUGGAACCCAGACAAUGCGGUUGGUAUACGAAACUCUACCUGGCUCCCGCCAACGCCAGUGGAUAUAUCAGGUCCGCAAUGCAGAAGACCAGCCGUGGAUACAAAAUUACGCUUUCACAGAGAUAGAAUUCUUCCAGCGUGAUUUUGAUGUAAUCAAUUUCUUCACCAGCUGCCAUUCAGAUUGCUUUCUCACGUCCCAUUUACUUGUGGUUAAGUAUCUCCGUGAAGGAGAUAAGGUGUAUGGGAAGAUUGUCUUGGAUGAUGACAAGGUUAAGAAAAAUGAAGGUGGGCAAAACGUUCUGGUCCAAAUAUGCAUGACCGAAAGGGAACGCGUCGAGGCUUUGAGGGACCAGUUUGGGAUUGAGCUGACCGACGAGGAACAGAAAGGGAUCCAAGGAAGAAUGUCGGCACUGCGAUAGUUAAGAAUAUCUGAUUAAUAGAGUAAAUAUAGAUAUAG